CGACUGACUGACACGAACAUUUCGAGGUUAGAACCUAAUGUCAAUUUGUCAUUUUCAAAAAAUAUUUUGGUUUUUGAAUUGGAACAGACUAACAGACGAAAUAAUAAUUUCAAAUUUUCUAUUCUGGCUUCAUGCUUCAAGCUCUGAUUGGACUAAACACCCGCUGGGUCAAAGUCUCCAUAUAAAAAACUGGUGUAGAAAUGGGGAUACUAGUUCAGUAGAUUUUAUUUAUGCCAGUCAUGAUCAAUAAUUCCUCAAAGCACUUACAUUUUUCUAAACUAUGGAAACAGCUUUAUAAUAGAGGAUAUCACAAUGGUCCAAGAGUGCUGUACCCACAUAGGAGUCAACUCUAUUCAGGCAUUUGUCUCAUUAAAAUGAACAGAUCUCCCAACUUGCAGUAUCUUAGCAAUAAAGUUAAAGAAGAGGAACCUAUCAAAACUCAAUCAAUUAAAAAUGAUGAAAUUAAUAAUCAAAAUGUAAUCAUUACAGAAACUCCAUCAAGAAGAGAAAAACUACAAAAGGCUGUCAAGGAGUAUGGAUCAACUGUUAUAAUUUUUCAUGUAGGGAUGUCCUUAGUAUCACUGGGUACUUCUUAUCUUUUAGUAUCUGCUGGUUUAGAUUCAUCAGCAGUUUUCAAUGUUCUGGGAUUAAAAGAAUGGGCAGAAAAUAGUCAGUUAGCUGCUAAUGCUGGAACAUUUGCUGUAGCCUAUGCUAUCCACAAAGUAUUUGCCCCAGUGAGAAUAACAAUUACUCUUGCUGCAGUUCCUUUUAUUGUCAGGUAUCUGAGGAGAGUUGGUUUCUUGAAAAAAUAA
This is a messenger RNA of Phaedon cochleariae (mustard beetle), 812 nucleotides long. NCBI's taxonomy places the organism in Eukaryota, Metazoa, Arthropoda, Insecta, Coleoptera, Chrysomelidae. The record is from the annotation of a GenBank genome assembly.